AGAGAUAACCUAAAGGAGAGGACAAAAGUUUUCUAAAACGGCGCCGUUCACUUCUGUAGUUAAGAGUAUCUCACCUUGGAUGUGCUUUUUUGACCUCCCCUUCUCUCUCUCUCUCUCUCUCUCUGUCUCUCUCUCUGUCCAAAAACUUGCCCUUUCUGCUUUCUCUCUCUCUGAGCCUUUUCUUCCAUUCCCUGCAUUCUUCUCCAAACCGCCGGAGCAAAAUCCCAACGACGAAUGCGGUCGAAAUGUUAUUGAUUGGUAGCCAGAUAGAAACCUCCUUUUCAUAGAGAAGAACCCCUGUAGAGUAGCGAAACAAGUAUCUGGAUCUCUGGUUCUUCGGAUUCAAGGGAGGGGCAAGCUUUUGUCUAAUUUAAGACAGUGAACUUCACUGAGAUUAUAAAGUUUUGAUUUUUUAGGUUAGUUGGAAAGUUUCUUGCCACUUUCUCUUUUUCUUGGUGGUCUCCUUUUUGGGCGUUUUGUGCAAUGGAGAGUGAUGACCAAAACUUGAAGGCGAUUUAUGCAUCGGUAGGAAGAUUGGUCUGGGUUCGCCGCCGUAACGGGUCUUGGUGGCCCGGACAGACUCUGGUCCAUGACGAAGUCCCUGAAAACUCUUUGGUUUCUCCGAAAAUCGGCACUCCAAUAAAGCUUCUUGGCCGUGACGAUGUUAGCGUGGAAUGGUAUACUCUUGAAAAGUCCAAGAUGGUGAAGGCGUUUCGUUGUGGAGAGUACGAUGAUUUCAUUGAGAAAGCAAAGGCUGCUGCUGCUGCAGGGAGCUCUAGUAAUAAAAAGAGUGUCAAGUGUACUCGCCGAGAAGAUGCCAUUAACAAUGCUCUCGAGAUUGAGAAGGCACAUCUUGCAAAAGAAGAUCUUCCAGACGAUAAUCUGUGUAGCUCAUCCGGUGAGGAUGAUUCUAAAAGGUGUGUUUCUGGCAAAGGUGACGAGGAUUCAGACUCAGCUGAUGAAGUAGAGGCUGAAGAUGAAUUGGAUUCAGGGCCGGAGCAAUUGCAAUCCAGUAUGUCUUCCCAAGAAGUUAUUAACGUCGGAGCUUUGAAGGUGCAGCCAAAGAGAAGAAGAACGCCGAAUGACUUGGAAGAUGAUGGUACUGAAGGAAUCAAGAGAAUGAGAGGGCUUGAGGAUAUUGGGAAAGAACAUGUGGGUGCUAUUGUCGAGCAUAGGCAAGAAAUGGGUUUGAUCUGUCAUCCAAACCUCAGUGAUUCAAUGUUGAAUGGCAAUAUUGUUGCCAAUGGGAACAAGGUAUGCUCCCCGUUGUCACUAAAGAGAAAAAGGUCACAAGUCAUAAUUGCUAAUGAGUGCUCUAAAAGGAAAAACCGACGCCGGCAAUUGACAAAGGUGUUAGAGAGUACAGCUAUGGUCUGUGUCCCUGUGACCUGUGACCAGCUUGUCACAUCUGAUUGUCAAGGGAUUUAUGACAGCAAAAUAGAGUCUGUCGAAUCCAUGAAAAGUAUAUCUGUUGUAAUCAACAAUAACUCAGACAGCACUGGGAUUUCAUGCGAGAAUGCUUCUGAAAAUGUUGUCGGAGCCUCCCAUAACAACAAGGCAAAAGACAGUGAAAUUUCCAGUGUAUCAGUUUCGGCAGAGGAUGAUUCGUUUGACCAAUUAUAUGAUGUUCCACUAACUGGUGAAGAAAAACACUCGGCAGUGACAGCUUGCACAAUUUCCACAUCGAGGAGAGAUUUUGUUUCUGGUUUGACAAGGCGGCGUGGUCGUAGUAGUCAUGAUGUGUUUGUUAAGGAAGAGGUAAAUAAUGGAUCUGCUUGUACAAAUCCACCAGCUGUACACUGUAAUUUGAACGGGAUUGAGAAGAACACUUCUAAGUGGCAGCUAAAAGGAAAGAGGAACUCGAGGCAGAUGAGUAAGAAACAAGAAGCGAGCAGAAAUGUGUACGGUGAAGAAGCUAAUAACAACAGUCCUCUGCCUCUUUCUACGCUGCACGAGGUGAGGAUUGAGGUAAAAGCCAACUAUAACAAACCACGCAAUGUUCCGCUGGUUUCUCGUAUGAGUGAAUUGAAUGGUAAAGCUAUUGUUGGGCAUCCUUUAACUGUUGAAGUCUUGGAAGAAGGCUACUGCAACGGUAUGGGGAUGUCUCAAGUUAUUGUGAAUGCGAAGUUAUUGUCCAAAAAGAAGAGCAAGAAGAGGAAAUCACAUGGUGCUUUACGAAAGGCAUCGAAGUCAAACAAGAAAUCGUCUUCCCUAUUAAAAAAGACAAGGCGGCUCUCUACUCUAACGAGCCAGAGGCUGACGGAAAGAAGCAAGAAGCAGACAACAGAAAAGGCAAAGGAAACGGUUGUAGCUUGUAUACCGUUGAAAGUAGUCUUCAGUAGGAUAAACCAAGUGUUGAAAGGCUCAGCAAGACAAACGCAACACCGAGCAUUGCCUUCUGCAGCGACAACCUGAGAGAGAUAGGGAAACUUUUGGCUGGCUUUACGUUUUUGUUUUCCCUUCAUCGUACUGCCUGAGUUUUGAAGCAUAAACGGAGAUAACAAUAUGCCGCUUUAGGAGAAGCCAUCACUGAUGGGUUUUUGCUGUUUUGGGUACAGAGACUUUCAAGUCAUGCAGAGAGAGAGGCAAAAAUGGGUAGAGACUAGAGAGAGAAAAGAGAUGUUGCAAGUGAGCAUAUGUAAAUAUAGCAUUAGUUAGUGGUUGAGGUGUAAAACUGAAGAUUAGGUUGGAGAGCUGAGAUUGCUGCUUUAGAGAGAAUUGCUUGUUUCAGGUUAACUUGAAUUGUUUGUUUUUUUACUCUCAAGUUUUUGUGGAUGAAGAAGAAAGUCUUUU
Eutrema salsugineum is the source of this 2793-nucleotide messenger RNA. RefSeq lists its product as uncharacterized. Bases 484 to 2415 code for a protein of 643 amino acids. Lineage: Eukaryota; Viridiplantae; Streptophyta; Magnoliopsida; Brassicales; Brassicaceae. The record is from RefSeq and is a predicted model, not a curated record. The transcript has 4 exons.